Episyrphus balteatus (marmalade hoverfly) is the source of this 1057-nucleotide messenger RNA. RefSeq lists its product as uncharacterized. The coding region runs from base 131 to 985 and encodes 284 amino acids. NCBI's taxonomy places the organism in Eukaryota, Metazoa, Arthropoda, Insecta, Diptera, Syrphidae. The transcript has 2 exons. The record is from RefSeq and is a predicted model, not a curated record.
UUUCAAAUGCUCAGGUGUAUAGAACAUUUAAAAUGUUUCAAUAAUUUAGUCGUAUUGACAAAAGGUCAUUAGUGCGGAACGUUUUUGUUCUUUUUGUACAUAUUACCUAUUCUUAUAUUUUUUUGAAACAAUGGAUCACAAAUGGAUUUCCCAAUCGAAUGGUAGCAUUCCCAACGAAGCCGUUGCAGCUGGUGUUGAUUCGGACGGCGAUACCAUUUACAUUGGUCGGGCAAGUCUCAACAAUGACUUGUUGCCCGCCAAGGUAAUACCCAACAAAGGCAAAGCUUACGUCAGCCACAGUGGCCAGGAGCACGAAGUCUCCAACUAUGAUGUCCUUUGUGGCCAUUUCUACGACUGGGCAGAUGACAGUGAUGGUAAUGUUCCGUCCACAGCCGUUAAAUCGGGUUUAACAUGUGACGGUGAGAUCCUCUACGUGGGCAGAGGCACUCACGAGGGUAGCUUGACCGUUGGCAAAAUUCAUCCUUCACAUGGUUGUCUCUACAUUCCGUAUGGAGACUCGGAAGUAAAAUUGACGUCGUACGAGGUCCUUGUACAGCCGGAGCAGUGGAUUGAUGCAACACCUGGCAACAUACCCCGCGGUGCAGUCAUCGCUGGAGCCGAUUUCGAUGGUGAUACCAUCUAUGUGGGUCGUCUACGCCAUGGUGGUGAUUUGUUGCCAGCUAAAGUUAUUCCAUCCAAAGACGGUGCUUAUGUCUGCUUUGGUGGCGAAGAGGUUAAGAGCGACACUUUCCAAAUGCUUGUUGGCGCUGGUUUUGCUUGGGCAACUUGCAAUGGGGGAAAUGUUGUACCAAAUGCAGUUCCCUCGGGGAAUACCAGUGAUGGAGAAACCCUGUACAUUGGACGUGGUCAUCACAAUGGCAGCUUGAGCGUGGGUAAAGUUCAUCCAUCCCACGGAUGUUUGUAUCUGCCGUAUGGUGGAGAGGAAGUUAAGCUGGACCAUUACGAAGUACUUGUUCGUAUAUAGGAUAUAUUCAUGUGUGUGAGAGGGGGUUUAAUGUUCAAAUAAAAGGAAAGACGAUAUCUUCUCGGUUAUAUG